AUGGCGCCUGAAGAGACAGGCUUUGCCUAUUACGAUGAAUCUCCAGACAGUAUGCUGGCAGCGCUCGAUCAACUCGCCGAAUAUGUCGAUGAAGAAGGGCCGUUUGAUGGGGUGAUGGCAUUCUGUCAUGGCGCAGCGCUCGCCGCUGAGUUCAUCAUUCAACGGUAUCAGCAGGAUCCUGAGGACGAACCGCCCUUCAAAUGCGCCAUCUUUCUCUCCGCGGGGCUUCCAAGCAAUCCAGCAGAGCUAGCGCAGGGCAGGAUGCGUUUGCUGAACAUAGUCACUGAUGGCGAGAUAAUCCGCCUGCCAACGGCCCAUAUCUGGGGCACCAAUGAUCCCGUCUACGAUAUUUGUGAAAAUGUCAGCAAGCUCUGCAAUUCCAACAUGAAGUCGGUAUUCAUUCACGAUGGGAUCCACGAGGUCCCCGGUUAUGGGGCUAAGGAAGCGCUGGCGGGAUCGGUCAAGAUGAUUCGAAGAACGGUGGACCGGGGGCUCUCUGCUUAG
Aspergillus clavatus NRRL 1 is the source of this 504-nucleotide messenger RNA. RefSeq lists its product as uncharacterized. NCBI's taxonomy places the organism in Eukaryota, Fungi, Ascomycota, Eurotiomycetes, Eurotiales, Aspergillaceae. Bases 1 to 504 code for a protein of 167 amino acids. The record is from RefSeq and is a predicted model, not a curated record. Gene Ontology annotation, cellular component: nucleus; cytoplasm. The transcript has a single exon.